AUCAGAGAGACGGAGCAGCGAACUGUGGCCUGUUAGUUAGAUGCUCUGUCUAUGAUCAUCUCACGGCUCUUCUUGCUGUUGAUAUUCCUUCUUUCGCCUUUUUAUUCUGAUUCAGAUUCCGUACACAUUUUCCGCUACAAUUUUGGAAUGCAAUGAUUUGAGAUAUUUUUGGGUUUGAUCAGAUUAAUAUCGCCGUCCUCCUUCCGAGAUACCUCCUCGGCACCGGUUGAGAAGCGUUGGAAAAUUGUUGGCAGAAUGGAGUGGUGGGAUACAGUGACGUUUCCCGUACGACUUGUCUGGGACGGCGUCGCCGUGCGUCUCGGUAUUCGCAAAAGCGGGCUAUUGAAGCUCCGGCAUGAUGUGAGGACUUGUGAAUAUGAGGAUGUGCGUGUGAUGUGGGAGAUGCUGAAGAGAAAUGAAACAGAGCAGUGCCCUGAAAAGAUAAAAAAGAGAGCAUUUUGGAACUUCCUUGAGUGGGCUAGGUGUUCUCCAUAUCUUUGCCGCAGCUUUUGAUCAUGUCAUUUCUGAAAUCUUCCCAACUCACAAACUCGAUCCAGUUGCUGAUCAGUCUGAAAAGUAUGGAUGUAGUUUUACUCCAUGAAAAAAUAAAAGAGAGUUGAUGCAGUCAUGUAUGACGUAGUCUCUUCUCCUUAUCAAGUCAGCCAUCUGUAGAUAUGAACUGCCCACCAAUUCAGCAUGAUCCAUCUCUUUUAUCCAUGCUUUUAUCCCGUGGAAUGAAGUAGUAUGUGUUCAAUGAACUGGUGAAUUCAUAUUUUUCUAUGUGAUGCCACCUGUUAUGCCCGCAUGCUUAUGGAUGUCAUGCCUUUUGCUUCCUUGAAUAAUGUUUCAUAUUUUCUCUGCCAUGCCUCAUGCUUCUUUGAAUAUCCUCUUUUGUUUCCCAGCUAUGGGCGACUCACUGCGUGCAAAAAUAGUGUUUCCUUUAGAGAGAAGAUUACAUCAAGCUUCAAUUAGGGUUUUGCAGAUCCCUUCAUUCUAUUGGAAGCUAGCGAAGCGGCGUAUUGCGUUAAGGGAGCUUGUACGGAGAGAAAUGGGUCAUUCUAAUGUCUGGAAUUCGCAUCCGAAAAACUACGGUCCUGGUUCUCGUGCUUGCCGAGUCUGUGGUAACCCUCAUGGUAUAAUCCGGAAGUAUGGGCUGAUGUGUUGCCGGCAGUGCUUCCGCAGCAAUGCCAAGGAGAUUGGCUUUAUCAAGUACCGCUGAAGGCUGGCUACGCUGAGAAAGUUUACGUCUGAAGAAUAUUGUCUACAUAUGCUUCUUCCCCCAAACCUUCUCUGCCUUUUUUCUUUUAAAAUGAAAAAAUGUACUCUAUUUGCUUGAACUAGUAGUGGUGUUUUUCCUUUAGUCUGUUCGCUUACCAAUCUUGUUUACUGGUGAUAUUUGUUGGAUCCCAAAUUUCUUAA
Molecule: messenger RNA, 1419 nt
Organism: Juglans microcarpa x Juglans regia
Lineage: Eukaryota; Viridiplantae; Streptophyta; Magnoliopsida; Fagales; Juglandaceae
Exons: 5
Coding region: 842-1219 (125 amino acids)
Biological process (GO): translation
Cellular component (GO): ribosome; cytosolic small ribosomal subunit
Molecular function (GO): structural constituent of ribosome; zinc ion binding
Source: RefSeq, a predicted model, not a curated record